AUGUCAUGGAACCGCACAGCGCGCGCCAGCAAGACCAAGGCUGCAGAGAGCAUCAGCGUGAUGAUGGCGCAUCAACUACUCCCGCUUGCCUCGCGUUCAGAUGCCGGAUUCUCUCCUACACCUAACGACCCAGCACCAAAGCUCUCCCUCACAUUCAGAAGAGACGUGUGGAACUCGUACACCCCAUCCCCACCACCGCAGCCUCCCGCAAAAGCGCCAAAGCACAGCCCCACCCGCCGCCAGUGCACAGCACGACUGACGCGCUUCCACUACGGCGGCCGCGACAGGCGCGCGCGAGGCAAGUUCGCGGACUUGAUCACCCUCGAGACGCCGUGCUUGCACCCGACGUGCACUGACUGCCGCGCCCGCCACAAGCACCUGAUGCACGAGGAACCGAGAUGUGCACCAUGCACGUCGUCAUGCACGCCGUCGAGUCCAAGCUGCACAAGCACCGCCGCACCCUCUCUGCAUACAUCCCGCGCCCCCGCCCUGUGCGGAUCAAUAUGGCGGGACACGCCCCGGACGCGUUGCGUUGCUCGACCCGGACGGGCGAGCGAGGGUGUGCGUUUCACCGAUGCCGAUGUCGAAGCCGAUGUCGACGCCGAUGUCGAUGUCGAUGUCGAUGCCAAUGCCGAUGUCGAUGCCGAUGCCGACGUCGACGCCGAUGCCCAGCUGUGCGGGGAGCUCAAGGGGAAGCGUGAGGGAGGCAGGGGUGGGGAGGAGGAGAGCAGAAUGGGAGGGAGGGACGGGGAGAGCAGGAUCGCAGGCCGCAGGCCGCGGGCGAGAUACAGAGUGCGGCUCGCUUUCACGAGCGCGGCGGGGGUCGAUAGGUACAGAGGCUUGGUUCGCGCGUGUGCUGUGUAG
Didymella exigua CBS 183.55 is the source of this 864-nucleotide messenger RNA. RefSeq lists its product as uncharacterized. The coding region runs from base 1 to 864 and encodes 287 amino acids. The record is from RefSeq and is a predicted model, not a curated record. The transcript has a single exon. Lineage: Eukaryota; Fungi; Ascomycota; Dothideomycetes; Pleosporales; Didymellaceae.